Molecule: messenger RNA, 2916 nt
Organism: Photinus pyralis (common eastern firefly)
Lineage: Eukaryota; Metazoa; Arthropoda; Insecta; Coleoptera; Lampyridae
Exons: 2
Coding region: 53-2536 (827 amino acids)
Source: RefSeq, a predicted model, not a curated record
AUUUCGACAGGACAGUGACAUUUUAGUUCAGCAAGAAAUUAUAGUUAACAAAAUGGAUAUAUGCGUAGAUAAUGGGGACCUUGAAGAAGAAAUCCAGUGGGGUUUAAAUUAUCGUCAGGAAAAAAGUAAAAUUCGCACCGUUGCACUUUGGCCAAAAAAGUCUCCGAUAAAUUUGCAAGCAAUGUGGCACAAGUAUCAGGUAACAAAGCAGAUCAACGAACUGGAACUGCUAAAGAGACAAACCUAUUCGAGCGGUCCCCCAAAAUCCCUUCGCUUUGGCCCAGUAAGUAAAUCGCUCAAAAGAGACCGUGCGGGUUUCACGAAGAAGCAGUACAUUAAUUACCUGGCGACACCCCAUCGUUACGUCUCCCAGCCUGAGCCGAACCCCAUUGUCGCAUUGCGAAAAAAGUUGAAACCGCAAAAGUGCUCGGCUAGACUCAUUGAAUUAGCUAGACCAACUAAAACUCGCGUUUACAACACCUGGAACGAUUAUUGGCACCAGUUACCCGCUGAGGUAAUUGAGAGACUUGAUGCACUAUUACGAACUGACCACACUUUAGACCCGACGUACGCGCGUUGCUGUUUCAAGGAAUUAGAUCGUAAAAAGAAAAAGCAAAAAAGAGCACUAGAGCGAAAACGUAAGAAAAAGAAGAAGCGGGGGAGCAACGAAAAGUGGCUCAAGGAUGAAAUUGAACUGACCGCUGAUCUUAUGGUGUCAUUCCUCGAGCAUGAUCCUCUGGUGACUCUAAGUUAUAAACAAACCCUAAUUUCGGACGUAAUCGUGAAUCAACUAGUCAAUCAGCGCCAUCUCAAACGUAAACCAAUGAGGAAUUCUGCCAAUCUGGGCCAAAGAAGCAUCGUAGAUGUGGUCGACCAACUGUCAGUGUGGAUGGAUUCAGUUGCGCGUUACAUCGAUGUUCAAUAUGUCGACUCCCUCGAGGAAAUUGCCCCAAAGGAUUCAUUUGAAAGUAUGCUUUACGUAGGCGAAGGCGAGGGCGAAGGGGAAGAUUCUUGGAAACGAUUUAAAUUACCGCCACUACCUCCACUGCCCGACUUUGCCGAUCUUCCUUCAAUAACAAAAGCGACGCUCGAUCAAAGCGAGGCCGGGGACACAAGCGAAAUUGAAGCAUACAGUCUUGGGGGCGGCGAAUCGUACGAUGAAGGUGACAAAACCGCGGGCGAGGAUGAAACGGAGAUCGGUAAAACUGAAGACUUCGAGAAUUUAUCUGCGGAAUUGCUCAGCAUAUUGGAAAACUCAGGGGUGGACUUUAAUGAGCCGAUCGAUCAAGCUAACUUACCUGGGGUGACGUAUCGAGAUGUUUACGAAAAAAUUGAGAGCUUGCACAAUGAGGAGAAGAGGGAGCAGAAACGUGCAAAGCAGGAGGUCGUGGAGAAUGCGAUUAUUGAAUGGGCGAAGGCGAGUGAACCCGAAAAGGUUGGCGACAGGAUGAUUAAGAAAAUCCGCAGCAAGGCGGAUGUGAUUUCGGAGUGCCUUGGCGAGGAACGUGGUAAAUUUGGCGCGGAUGGUAGUGCAGCCGAACGAAGUGCGGAGAAGACGAGCGCAGGUUCGGACGACACAAAGACGGGAUCGUCGGCCCUACACCAAGACAAGAUAUCGCUUUCAAUGGCGGGCGAGGAAUCCGAGCUCAGUGGAGCGAAUGUUCCUCCGCUUUACGGCGAAAAGACGUCGGAUACGGAUAACGAUUUAACUUCAGACUUCAGUGAGAUUAGUGACCCUCAAGCUUGGGCCGGAGAGAGUAAAUCGUAUGAAGACGGAGGACUGUCAGAGAAAGGUGUGGGCAUGGUCGAUAAAAAAUCGUCUGCCGCAAGCGAAAAAGGACCAACAUUGGAAAUUGUACCAGCCGAUCAAGUGGUGGAAAUUAUGGGGGUAAAAACUGAUAUUCCGCUAGUAAUUCCCAAACACAAACCGUCGAAGGUAUUCGAGCAUGCGCCAGAUACGAUAUGCUGCUUGACCCUUAAGGUAUGGGCAGUCUGGCUGCUGGAGGUUGCCAGUAAUGCGCAAACCUGGAGCAAGUGGUUGAGUGACAUAAUUUCAGAGAUUCGAACGACUGCUCGUAUUUUAAAAGGCGAAGUCUUAGACUCAAAUGGGCAGCCUAUAAUGUUCUACCAAGAAGACUGGAAAGCGUUUGUCAAAAAAGUGGAAAACAUGACCGUAUCCUGGCGUCAGUACAGCAUGCACGUUAAAGACUUAACGGACAAGAUCAUACAAAAUUUCCACGGUAAACGGAUUACUUGCUGUCCAAAGUGUUUGGAAGAUAAUUUAAUCGUGAAUAUCGCCGUGGCCCAUGAUAUCUCUCAGCAGUUGGCGGAGGCAAUGAACACCGCUAGUUAUUGGAGAAGAUGGCUCGAUACUGUCAUGAUGGAAACGCAACGGCUGACGUCUCCCUCUCUGGCCCAAUCAGAAUCAGACAUAUCGAAUUAUGGCACUUAUGAGCUAAUUGAGAUAGAGAUGCCGCGGGGUGCUGAGAGUACUCAUUCUGUUUACGAGAUCGAAGAACUUGACCCGAGAAGAUAAAGCCUAGUUCAAUCGCACAGGUUUCUGUAACUCAUUUGAUGAAACCUCCAAAUUCGGCAGUCCAGCAAUGCACUUUUGUGUCUUGAAAUGUGGGACCAAACCGGAUCGGUUUUCACGUUUAUAUUUUCCUUAAACUGCCGAUUUCAAUCCUGGAUUUUCGUAUACUGUUAGAAAACUAUCAAUAACAUCAACAAAUCAAUAAUUAACUGAACUAAAAUUUAAUAAGAUUGAUUAUCUCUCUUCUUCCCUGGCAAGAGAGCUUUCGGUGGCUAUAACAACGAUUUACAUGUUCCUACAGGAACUUUAGACAAAUCAAAAGUAUUUGAAUAAGUACUAAAUACUUUUAUGUCCAGCACAAGCAAAUACUAAAUACAGAUACU